Molecule: messenger RNA, 1357 nt
Organism: Morus notabilis
Lineage: Eukaryota; Viridiplantae; Streptophyta; Magnoliopsida; Rosales; Moraceae
Product: probable carboxylesterase 2
Exons: 1
Coding region: 88-1059 (323 amino acids)
Molecular function (GO): hydrolase activity
Source: RefSeq, a predicted model, not a curated record
UCUCCUAUUGACGUUCCAACUAUAAUAACCCCUCCGCCUACCUCUCUCACAUGCACUUCACUUAUUGUCGUGUUUUUUUUUCCCACAAUGGGCUCGACCAAAUCAGCAGAAGUCUCAAUUGAUGCCUUUCCGUUUCUCCGGCUCUACAAGGACGGAACCAUCGAGCGGCUGGCCGGGACCCAAGUCACCCCACCGGGUCUGGACCCUCAAACUGGCGUCGUUUCCAAGGACGUCGUUGUCGUACCGGAAACCGGCGUCUCCGCCAGACUGUACCGUCCUGACACUGAAAACCUCGACAGGAACCAGAAGCUUCCUCUGGCGGUUUACUUUCAUGGAGGAGGUUUCUUCAUAUCAUCGACAGCCGACCCGGUCUACCACAACGGUUUGAACCGGCUGGUUGCCGCCGCUCGAAUCGCCGUCGUUUCGGUCGACUACAGGUUAGCCCCCGAGAACCCUCUCCCCGCCGCCUACGACGACUGCUGGGCGGCGCUUCGGUGGCUCGCUUCCGACUCCGCCGCCGCCGAGCCGUGGCUGAAGGAUGACGUGGAUUUGGACCGCGUGUUCCUCCUCGGGGACAGCGCCGGAGCUAGCAUCGCACACCACAUGGUUUGUCGAUUAUCCGGGUCGGACUCGGAUCCAAGUCAUGGACUGAAGAUAGCUGGGAUUGGUCUGAUUCAUCCCUACUUUUGGGGUGAGGAUCUGGUGGGUUUGGAGGCAGGGGAUCCGGUUCGGAGAACGAUGGUGGACCGGUGGUGGAAGGUCGUAUGUCCUUCGGAGAAGGGAAACGACGACCCGCUUAUCAACCCGUUUGCAGAGGGAGCCCCGAGUCUCGAGGGGUUGAAAGCUUGCGGUAAAAUACUUGUUCUUGUUGCUGGGGAGGACAUACUAAGGGAUAGAGGGAAGCUUUAUUACGAGAAGGUGAAGGAGAGCACGUGGGAAGGGACAAUUGAGAUUGAGGAGACUCAAGGAGAGGAUCACAUCUUUCAUCUCCUUAAGCCGGAAUCUGAGAAGGCUGAGAGCUUGAUCAAGCGUUUGGCCGCUUUUGUAAAGCAAGGGUGAUUAAUUUGGAACAGUUUAACCCAAAAAAAAUAAAGAAGUUGGUUUACUGUGGACUUGUAUGGAGGAGACUUUUUUAGAGCAAUAAACCAGUGUCCUAUUGGUAAUGCGUGGAAAAAUGACGGUGUGUGAUUUCGCCCGUAUCUUUUUGAACCCCAUUUAGUUGCUUUUGUCAUUUAUUGAUGUAAAAGGCUUAGGUUAAAGUUAAACCCUUUAGCUUUCUCUUGUUAAAGCUAGCUUAUUGUGCUUGUCAUUUAUAUAGAGUGUUGAAAAAUGUCAUUUUCAUCAAACUUUGGUUAAA